AAGUUACCUCCCAUCCCUGAUCCUGAAAAAUUACAAUCGGGAAUCGGAGUUAAAGUGGCCGCACAGAUGGUCAAGAAUACAUAGAAAUAUUAAGCAAUUAUAAAUUUGGCAUAAAGGAUUUGUGUGAGAUACAGGCUGGUCCAGAAGCUCAUAAAACCAAAUAUUUAUACCACGAUCAAGGAGUUAGCCAUAAAGUUUCGAAGACAAAGAAACUUAAACUUGGAGAAACGCCAAAAAAAAAAAAUAGGAGUAACAGUAAAAGGGUGACAUUUUCUGAAACACGAAAAAAUGACUGAUUUAAAGUUAACUGUGGCACUAACCAGCGUGAAUGCGGAGAAUAUGUCCCGGCACGACAUGCUCCAGUGGGUGAACAACAUGGUCCAAGGUCACUUCAAGAAGAUCGAAGAGCUGUGCUCAGGUGCUGCUUACUGCCAGAUGAUGGAGAUGAUCUUUCCCAACUGCAUUAACCUAAAGCGCGUCAAGAUGACCGCCAAACUGGAGCACGAGUAUCUACACAAUCUUAGGCUUUUCCAGGAAGCCUUCAAUCGCUUGAAGCUGGACAAAACAGUGCCAAUCGAUCGACUGAUCAAGGGACGCUUCCAGGACAACUUUGAGUUCCUGCAGUGGUUCAAGAAGUUCUUCGACUCGCAGGCUCCGGGCUUGGAGAACAUUAAGUCGCUGGCUAAUGCGCCGGUGGCCAAGCCCAUCAAGCCGCGUCAAUUUGCCAAGGAGCGAUCUCCAGUCAACGCCAAUGAUGAUGCGCUCAAAGAGCUGAUUGAUGAAAUGAAGAACCUAAGCCUGAAGCGAGAGGACAUCAUGGAGGCCAGCAAUCAGAUCUACAACAAACUGCGCCUGGUCGAGGAUCUGGUCAACGACAUGAUCAAUAACAACCAGCUAGUUGAGUUGUGCAAACGCAUUCAAGCGGUGCUCUACAAAACGAUAGAUGGUGAAAUCAACGAGGAACCCGUCGAGGUUAAUGAGGAUAAUGGUGAUGAAGGCGCCGAACCCGCGGAUCCCAAUGACGGAUUAUAUUAGGGCUCUUUUCAUUUGUACACAGUCUGUUUUUUACAAUCAUUUAAUUAUUUAUAAACAAAGCAUUAUAAAAUCA
This is a messenger RNA of Drosophila simulans, 1108 nucleotides long. Its product is annotated as microtubule-associated protein RP/EB family member 1. Gene Ontology annotation, molecular function: microtubule plus-end binding. The record is from RefSeq and is a predicted model, not a curated record. The transcript is spliced from 2 exons. NCBI's taxonomy places the organism in Eukaryota, Metazoa, Arthropoda, Insecta, Diptera, Drosophilidae. Bases 289 to 1035 code for a protein of 248 amino acids. Gene Ontology annotation, cellular component: cytoplasmic microtubule; microtubule organizing center; spindle midzone. Gene Ontology annotation, biological process: protein localization to microtubule plus-end; regulation of microtubule polymerization or depolymerization; spindle assembly.